UAGAAUCAUAAAAGCCCAACUCAUGAAUUUAUACAGCACUUCCAUUCCCCCCUCCUACUCCAUCUCUACCACAAUGGAGGAAUUUGAGCCAAAUCCCUCUUCCUCCUCUUCCUUCACUCCUUAUACCCAAUCGGGCCUCACCUCCUUAUCGGGUCUGGGAUCAAGCCCGACGAUUUCAGCAGAGGCCAGACACAGCUAUUCGCAGUCAAUGCCACAAGCAAAUGUCACUGCCAGCGAGGCCAAAAAGCGGCGACGGGGAAGUACCGACGGUGACCAUCCGACGUACCGCGGCGUUCGGAUGCGAAAUUGGGGUAAAUGGGUAUCCGAGAUCCGUGAGCCGAAGAAGAAGUCGAGGAUUUGGCUGGGAACAUUUCCGACGGCUGAGAUGGCGGCUCGAGCCCACGAUGUAGCCGCGCUCGCGAUCAAAGGCCAAGCGGCGUUCCUCAAUUUCCCAGAGCUGGCACAUGAUCUCCCGCGCCCCGCCAGUACGUCGCCCAAGGACAUCCAAGCCGCCGCUGCCAGAGCGGCUGCAGCCAGUUUCGAUGAGCCGAGGAACCGUGAAACCGAGUCAAUUUCUCACUCCCCGACUCUCGCUAGUGCGUCGCCGGACGACGCACAAGAAUCUUCCAUUUCCUCAUACACCGACACCGACAACGCGGUUUUUGACCUGCCCGAUCUUUUCCUCGACGCAGGCAAUAUGAUCGGCCUGACUGACGAUUUCUACUACUCCUCGGCGUGGCCGGUGACGAAUGCCGACGUCGGAUUCCGGCUAGAAGAUCCGUUCUUAUGGGACUACUACUAGAAGAAAUGCUCAUUUACACUAACAUGCAAUUCACUACAAUGGGUAUGAGAAAAACACCCCCAAAAAAAACAGGUUUUGAAUAUAACGGUCGAAUUUUCAAAUUGGGGUUGGCUGUUUUUCAUUCAAUAUUCCAAAUCCACAUUAGAUUUUGCAGGGAUUGAGUUUGAAGCGGGCUCAUUGGCAUGCGCAUGGACGGCUAUCCAGCUUAACCUUCACCCAUUUUGUAAUACAAUAAUCUAUGUGAGAACAGUUCACAUGCAUACGAGUGUAUUGAAUGUAAGGCUUGGAUUUUUAUUUGGUAGAGAGUGUUGUGGAUUUCUGUGCA
This is a messenger RNA of Magnolia sinica, 1127 nucleotides long. RefSeq names its product ethylene-responsive transcription factor ERF039-like. Bases 23 to 802 code for a protein of 259 amino acids. The record is from RefSeq and is a predicted model, not a curated record. Gene Ontology annotation, molecular function: DNA-binding transcription factor activity; DNA binding. Lineage: Eukaryota; Viridiplantae; Streptophyta; Magnoliopsida; Magnoliales; Magnoliaceae. The transcript has a single exon. Gene Ontology annotation, biological process: regulation of DNA-templated transcription.